Molecule: messenger RNA, 2768 nt
Organism: Cololabis saira (Pacific saury)
Lineage: Eukaryota; Metazoa; Chordata; Actinopteri; Beloniformes; Belonidae
Product: WD repeat-containing protein 70
Exons: 18
Coding region: 23-1969 (648 amino acids)
Biological process (GO): regulation of DNA double-strand break processing
Cellular component (GO): nucleus; site of double-strand break
Molecular function (GO): protein binding
Source: RefSeq, a predicted model, not a curated record
GUCAAGCUUCUUAUUUGAAAUCAUGGACGCCAACAACAAGGAUGAACCAUCAGGCAGGAUUGGUGGUGAUGGAGACAUUGGAUCUGUCAUGGGAUUCUCUGGGUUUGGUAAGAAAGCCCGCACGUUUGACCUGGACGCCAUUUUUGAGCAGACUCGGCGAACAGCUAUUGAAAGGAGUCAGUAUGUGUUAGAGGAACGUGAGAAGGACACUCAAAAAGAAGAAGAAGGGGAGAGCUCCAUGCCAGUUACACACAAAGCAGCAACGUCGUCUUUUAGGGAACAGCAAAGUGAGAGCAGCAGUGACAGUAGUGAGUCAGACUCUAACUCAGACUCAGAGCUUAUUGGCCCACCGGUGCUUCCUCAACACGGAGGUCAUGAGAAUGACAAUGAGCUUGUAGGACCACCUCUUCCACCGGGUUAUACUGGCAGCACGGCACACAGUGAUGAUGAUGACGAUGAUGAAAGGGAAGAUGAUGAUGAUGACGAUGAUGAUGAUAAUCCAGUGAAAAGGGUUCCAGACACUCAUGAGAUCACGCUGCAGCACGGCACGAAAACAGUAUCAGCUCUUGGCUUAGACCCCUCAGGAGCCCGUCUGGUGACUGGUGGAUAUGAUUAUGAUGUGCGGUUCUGGGACUUUGCUGGGAUGGACCAGUCUCUGCAGGCCUUCAGGUCCUUGCAGCCCUGUGAAUGUCAUCAGAUCAAGGCCCUGCAGUACAGCAUCACUGGUGAUGUCCUCCUGGUGGUUUCCGGCAAUGCACAGGCCAAAAUAUUGGACCGUGACGGCUUCAAUGUCAUGGAGUGUGUGAAAGGAGACCAGUACAUUGUGGAUAUGGCUAACACAAAGGGCCACACAGCUAUGUUGAAUUGUGGUUGCUGGCAUCCCAAGAUUAAAGAGGAGUUUAUGACCUGCUCCAAUGAUGGCACUGUUCGCACAUGGGACGUGAACUCGGAAAAGCAACACAAGUCUGUGUUCAAACCUCGCUCCUUUCAGGGGAAGAAGGUCAUCCCUACAUGUUGCACCUACAGCCGUGAUGGGAAGCUCAUAGCAGCGGGCUGCCAAGAUGGUUCCAUCCAGAUCUGGGACAGAAACUUAAGUGUUCACACAAAGUUCCACUGUCGGCAGGCUCACACACCGGGAUCUGACACCUCUUGCCUCUGCUUUUCUUACGAUGGCAUGACUCUUUCAUCACGUGGAGGUGACGACACUCUGAAGAUCUGGGAUAUACGCAACUUCAGGAAGCCUGUGAAUGAAACUACCAGAUUGACCAACUACUUUUCCAUGACCGAUUGCUGUUUUAGCCCCGAUGACAAGCUUCUCGUGACGGGGACCUCAGUGAAGAAAGAUGAGGGAAAUGGAAAAUUGGUUUUCUUUGAUCGAGUUUCCUUUCAGAAGGUUCACGAGGUAGAAGUUACUAAUGCGAGUGUUGUCCGCUGUCUGUGGCACCCAAAACUUAACCAGAUAAUGGUGGGAACUUCGAACGGACUGGCCAAGGUAUACUAUGAUCCGAUCAAAAGCCACAGGGGGGCUAAGCUGUGUGUAGUGAAGAGUCAGCGCAAAGAGAGACAAGCAGAGGCACUAACACAAGAUUACAUCAUCACACCUCAUGCCUUACCCAUGUUCAGAGAGGCCCGACAGCGAAGCACACGAAAACAGCUGGAAAAGGACAGACUUGACCCAAAGAGAUCCCACAAGCCUGAGCCUCCUGUGUCUGGACCAGGUCGAGGAGGCAGAGUAGCAGCUCAUGGUGGCACUCUGUCUUCAUUCAUUGUGAAGAACAUUGCUCUUGAUAAAACUGACGACAGUAACCCACGAGAGGCCAUCCUGCGUCACGCCAAAGAAGCAGCAGACAACCCUUACUGGGUUGCCCCAGCAUACAAAACGACCCAGCCGGAGCCUAUGUUUGCAGAGGAAUCAGAGGAGGAUGAGGAGGCUGAAAAAGAACCAGAAUGGAAGAAACGCAAAAUCUGAAAGACUUCAGUAGGAGCUAAUUGAAUACCAGAUAACCGACAGGGUGCGCAUGCACGGCUGAACUCAGAGGUUUCGUCUAAAACUCUGCAUAGCAGAAACAAUUAAAUUGAUAAAAUUUAGUGUCUGUCCUCCCGCUGGUACAGUUAAGCACAAACACUUCAUUUGUGUAUGCUUCUGUAUCGAGGGAAAUGUAACUUCAUACAGUUUAUGUCCAACUCCUCGGAAUUCACAAUCCGCCAAAAGGACUAAACUUUUGACGUCCGUUUUACUUAUGUGGAGUGUAUUUUUUUUUUUUUUUUUAUAAUUUCCAUUGUCCUCCAGAGUUUGCUAAUGCCUCAUAAAUCAUCUCUAGAUUUUGUGGUCUGGCGCUUUUCAUCGCCAUGAAGAACAGCUCACAAACAAUAAAUCACAAAGACGUAAUAAAAAUGCAGCCUGUGCUACGUGGGAAUGUUUUUAUGGUUUGAUAGUUUUGGAACUAUGCUUUUUAUCUUUUUCUUGGAUUGUGGCAUUUUAAAGCCUCAUUCAUGUAUUUCCAGAUUAUCUUUAUAAUCUACAUCAUAUAUCCCACUUGGAUAACUAAAAGGAAUUUGUACCUUCUUGUCAAGUAGUGAUAUAUUUCAUGUAAAGUGAAAAGGAGUCGUUUUUAGGAGUUGUUUUUACCUGCUGAUCAAAGGAAUACCCUUCCUCUGAGGCACCAGCUGAAGAUGUCCCAUGCAGCCUGACUUUCUCAAAUCUCAAAGCUGUUUUCACUCAUUGCUUUUCCAAAGUAUGAACAUGUUACACAUUAAAUAAAUUAAAU